AUGAGCUUCGCCGAGGGAGAGCUCCCUGAACUCUUCAACACAUGGAACGACCUAAACAUCUCAGGCUUACUAGAGAACAUAUCACACGUGGAACUGCACAUGUGUCAUACAGCCUUCAACCGCACCGCCCUCCUCCACGCCAUGUGCACACUUUACAUUUUCAUUUUCGUGAUUGGCCUGGCUGCCAAUGCCCUGGUGGUGUGGGUCAACGUCCGUGCCAAGCACCACCAGCGUCGCCAUGGGACGCACCUCUACAUCCUGAACCUGGCGGUGGCAGACCUCAGCGUGGUCGCCACGCUGCCGGUGUGGGUGAGCUCGCUGGUGCAAGGAGGGGUCUGGUCCUUUGGCGAAGCUGCCUGUAAACUCACGCACCUCGUCUUCAGCGUCAACCUUUUCGCCAGCAUCUUCUUCCUCACGUGCAUGAGCGUGGAUCGCUAUCUGUCCGUGGCGACACGGCUGUGUGAGCUGUCCAGUCGCCGGUGGAGGCUCGCGCGCUGCGUGGCAUGUGCGGGGUCCUGGCUUUUGGCGCUAGUGGCAUCCGUACCUGACACCUACUUCCUGCAGGCUGUGACAGAGCCUCAUUCCAAGGUGACCCAGUGCCAGCCGGUCUAUCCGGAGGACAAUCCGCAUGGGUGGAUGGUGGGAGUGCAGAUCAGUUUUGUGAUACUGGGAUUCGCUGUGCCUUUCCCAAUCAUCACCGUUUCCUACGCGCUGUUGGCAAGGGCCCUAGCUUCCUCAUCUUCCUCUUCCUCCUCGCCCUCCUCUUCCUCGGCUACGGACCAGGAGCGAAACGUGAGCCGGAAGGUCAUUCUGACCUACAUUGUGGUGUUCCUGGCGUGCUGGGCACCGUACCAUGCGGUGUUGCUGGCCGAUGCCGUUGUUUUGUUGGGAGCGUUACCACUGAGCUGCAGAGCGGAAAAUGCACUGUACGUGGCGAUGCAUCUCACCCAGUGCCUGUCACUGCUUCACUGCUGUGUCAAUCCAGUGGUUUACAGCUUCGUGCACCGCCACUACCGCUAUGACCUGAUGAAGGCUUUCAUCUUCAAGUACUCCACCCGCACUGGACUGGCCCACCUCAUGGAUGCCUCGCAGGGCACAGAGACCGAAUAUUCUGCCGUGGAAAACCCCCCUGUUGUGGCAACAGGAAGCCCCUCUGAACCUGAGGAAAUUCAGACCUGA
This is a messenger RNA of Chanos chanos (milkfish), 1179 nucleotides long. RefSeq names its product atypical chemokine receptor 3a (gene ackr3a). Gene Ontology annotation, biological process: calcium-mediated signaling; vasculogenesis; angiogenesis. Gene Ontology annotation, cellular component: external side of plasma membrane; membrane. The coding region runs from base 1 to 1179 and encodes 392 amino acids. NCBI's taxonomy places the organism in Eukaryota, Metazoa, Chordata, Actinopteri, Gonorynchiformes, Chanidae. Gene Ontology annotation, molecular function: coreceptor activity; C-C chemokine binding; C-C chemokine receptor activity. The record is from RefSeq and is a predicted model, not a curated record. The transcript has a single exon.